AUGACCCAGGAUGCGGCCUCCCGCAUUCAGAGCGCGGAGGCUCGCGCACACGACGGCAACAGCGCUGCGGACAAGGCCGCCAACGUCGCCAAGGCAACUGGCCCCGAGGGCGACUGUGACUCUGAGCGUCACGAGUCGCCGUGGAUCGCGCGAGCCAGCAGUGGCGGCGGCGGGGGCUCCGGCAGCGGCGGCAGCCCUGGCAGCGGCGGCGGCGGCGGCGACGACGGCGGCGAGCCCGAGCCCGCGCCGCAGACGGCGGCGUUUGGGUGGAAGGGGUGGCAAGACCGCGUGGCCGCCGACCCGCAGUUUGUCACCUCCUGCAUCCCUGUGCCUGCCCUCACCGCCACGCCACCCCCCGCCCCGCCCCCGCCCCGCCCCGCAGCCGGCCACAUGUUCCAGCCCGGCUUCAGCCUGGCCAGCCGCGCCGUCAACUUUGCCUACAAGGGCGCCGUGUUUGCGGUGAUCGGGCUGGGCGCGGGCCUGCUGGGCACCGCCACGUCCAACGGCCUGCUGGCGCUGCGCAAGCGCCUGGACCCAAGCUUCAAGCCGCGGAACGAGGCCCCCAGCAUCGUGGGCAACGCGUCGUGCUGGGCGGUGCACAUGGGCGUGUCCGCCAACACACGCUACCAGCUCAUCAACGGUUUGGACAUGGUCCUGCAACCCAUCAUGCCCUCCCCGCUCUUCCGCCUCUACUCUUCCGUCAUCCGCGGCGGCAACAACCUGGCGGGCGGCGUGUCGUUUGUGCUGCUGGCCAAGCUGCUGGGGGUGCAGAAGGCGGCGGAGGCGGCGCCCCUGCCAGAGCCUGUGGGCAAGGGCAAGAAGACGAAGAAGUAG
Messenger RNA from Chlorella variabilis, 834 nucleotides. RefSeq lists its product as hypothetical. Bases 1 to 834 code for a protein of 277 amino acids. Lineage: Eukaryota; Viridiplantae; Chlorophyta; Trebouxiophyceae; Chlorellales; Chlorellaceae. The record is from RefSeq and is a predicted model, not a curated record. The transcript is spliced from 7 exons.